Molecule: messenger RNA, 1824 nt
Organism: Zychaea mexicana
Lineage: Eukaryota; Fungi; Mucoromycota; Mucoromycetes; Mucorales; Lichtheimiaceae
Product: cytochrome P450
Exons: 8
Coding region: 49-1659 (536 amino acids)
Molecular function (GO): oxidoreductase activity, acting on paired donors, with incorporation or reduction of molecular oxygen; iron ion binding; monooxygenase activity
Source: RefSeq, a predicted model, not a curated record
CUAAAAACAAAAAAACCCAGUUUCUUUUUCUUUCUUCGUUUUAGCUCAAUGACUUUUUUCCCCUUGAAUAAUGACCGGUCGCUUUUUAUAACACUGGCCCUUACGGGCGGUGGGCUAGCAGCUUAUUACUAUUUUAUGCGCACUGUAGCAAAUCCAGACAGCAAACAGCGACCGUUGGAGAAUAUACCUGUUCCCAAAGGAGGUGUCCCGUAUUUUGGACAUUUGUUCGCAUUGACAAGCUCGCCUUCAAGUCAAAUAGCUAAAUGGCAAAAGGAACUUGGCCUGAUAAUGUGUGUGAACAUGGGCGUCAAACCAUGGAUCUUUCUGAGUGACCCUGAUCUGGCACAUGACUUGUUUUGUAAGAACGGUAGCGCUACUUCAAACCGUCCAUUCCAAACAUUUACGCAUCACUAUCAUUCGAAGAAUCGGGGAAUCGCAUUUAACAACCCUUCUUCUCAGUGGAAUAAGACACGUGCAGCAGUAUCACAAUACAUCUCAUCCAAGACCGUUUCCGGCUUGUCCCAUGUUCUUGAACUGGAAGCGGAUGCGCUUGUACAGCGGCUAUUGGAUACUUCAGCCAAAGACGGCCAAGUUGAUAUCGUGGAACCAUUGCAGCUUGCUGCCAUGAACGGUAUUUUGACGAUUGGAUUCGGAAAGCGUGCAUCAUCCAUUAAUGAUCCACUCUUUCAAGCGGUGAUGGGUAAUUUAAACGAAGCUAUCCGGCAUGCUAAUAUGGUGCGGGACAUGCGAGUAUUUUUGCCGGCAUUCUCCUUAUUCGAUUAUCUCUUUCGGCCGGGAAUGCACGGAUUUGUCGAGAAGGAUACCAAUCCUUUGUAUCGUCGGUUGAUCAAGGAAGGACUUGAAAGUAACGCGGAUUGUCUCGUGAAGCGAUUAAGCCAGCUCGACUAUUUAGAUGAAAAGGCACUGAUCGUCACAAUGAACGAUGUCAUUGCUGGAGGAAGUGACACGGUAGCAAUAACAGCAGCAUGGGCCAUGGUCAUACUAUGUCGCCACCAAGAAACACAGCGAGCAGUAAGAAAAGAAGUGGAUGAAUUCAUUGCUAUGCACAAGCGCAUUCCGACAUUCGCGGAUAGAGAUCAACUGCCGCUUUUGGUUUCAGUGCAAAAAGAAUGCAUGCGUUAUCGAGUGACCAGCGCGUUUGGAAGGAUUGUAAGUAUGAAUUUGCUGGUUGUGGCAGUGAUAGUGGCGGUGCUGGUUUUUUUAAUUAAACAUUUACGAUGCCAUCUUUUGACAGUGACAUGUCGCGGGUACUUUAUACCAAAGGGGACUACUCUCGUGAGCAACAUGCGCGCAAUUCAUAUGAACCCUGACGUGUACGACGAUCCUGAGAAAUUUAUACCUGACCGGUUCAUCAAUCGAUCAAAGCCAAUGUACGCAUGUGCAAAUAUGAAUGUUCAGGAGCGAGAUCACUUUGUGUUUGGAUGGGGCAGGCGAACGUGUCCCGGGGUCUACAUGGCUGAAGUAGAAAUAUACAACAUUCUCGUACGGCUACUGGCAAAAUCAAUCAUUGCACCGCCAUUUAGCCCAGACGGGAAGCUGAUAUAUCCUGAUCUGGACAAACUGGAUGAUGUUGGCGUUGUCAUCUUGCCAAAGGACCGAAUUCUUCGCAUUAUUGCGCGGAGUGAUACUCUUAUCUGAUAACCUAAAUGCGCUGAAAAUAUGCCCAUCCCGAUAGAGAAUUAAGACUCGGUUAUCUUAUCUAAAAAUUAUAUAUUGUCCGUUUGCUCCUCAUUAUCUAUCUCUACAUAAAGAAGCGAGAUCAAACAUUUAUAUGCACGGUCUCAAAUAGUUUGACAAGCAGGA